Solanum lycopersicum (tomato) is the source of this 1038-nucleotide messenger RNA. NCBI's taxonomy places the organism in Eukaryota, Viridiplantae, Streptophyta, Magnoliopsida, Solanales, Solanaceae. The record is from RefSeq and is a predicted model, not a curated record.
CACCAAAGAGGGUGCUACAAAUAAUGGAUGUGAAGGGCCUUACCAUAUCUCACAUUAAGAGUCACCUUCAGAUGUACAAAAACAUGAAACAUCAAGAGAUGCAAGAAGCUGCAAAUGGGAAAAAGAGAAACAGAAUUGAUGGUUCAGAUUCAAUGAAUAUUCCUCAGCGAAACCUUGUUCGUCGUCACAAUCAUAUCAAAGGCAAAGCUGCCAUGUUUGAUGGUUCUGAUCGAAUGAAUUUUCCUCAACGAAACCUUGUUCAUCGUUACAAUCAUAUCAAAAGCAAAGCUGCCAUGUUUGAUGGUUCUGAUCAAAUGAAUUUUUCUCAGGGAAACCUUGUUCAUUGUUACAAUCAUAACAAUGGCAAAGCCCCCAUAUUUAAUGGUUCCGAUGAAAUGAAUUUUCCACAGGGAAACCUUGUUCAUCGUUACAAUCAUAACAAUGGCAAAUCUGUGUUUGAUGGUUAUCUUAAUCCGACUGUAACAACUAACUAUUUGGACAAAAUUCCUUCCAGCUCUACUGCUUUUCCUCCUCCAUGAAAAUCUAUGCCAGAGAAGAAGAUGGGAUUGGAAGGACGAUACUACAUGUUUAGGGAUUUCUUCGAUGGAACCAUUACUAUUCGAGAUAGAGAUGAUGAUAAUGAAAUCGUGCGAGCAUAUGGUAUUAGCAAUUUGCCAAAUAACAGUGCAACUUCAAUGAUUGAAGAGGAAGACUCCCAUAGCAGUAUGUCCUUGGAGCUAUCUCUCAGUUCAUAUAUCUCUCUUGACCUCACCCUUGGUUAAAAUCAUUUGGUCUCUAUUAUCUCCUUAAGGAAAAAAAAACUAUUUUAGUUAAUCCUUAUCAAGUAUAUGCUAGUACAAGGAAGUAACCUUCUUGUUUUUGCUUAAACUAACCUAGCUUAGCUAGGUUAGGUAAAACUUUGUAACUUAAUUAGUUUUAUAAUCCAUCUGAGACUGUUAAAGGUGCAGUGAUGUUUUAUGAUGUAUAAGGGUUUAGUUUCAACUGAAAUGUAUGUUAAUCGACUUAUCUAAAAGUUUA